CAGCUGUCAAUAAACAGGAUAUUAGAAUAACAAUAGAGGUAAUGCAGGUAAGUUCAGUUAACCAAAUACCAAAAUUCGUACUUACUUGAAAAACUAUGGCAAAUGCAUACGAAAAUUAUCUAAAAAGUGUCAACGCGAACAGAAAUAUAGCCGAACGGCCGCCAGGGAAGUACAGGGAAAAACUAAAUUACCUCAAACAAUUGAUACGAGAAUACGUUCAUGAAAAUGCAGCCUUAGUGGAUGAACUGGAGGAAAUACAAACCACAAUUAUAAUUAGAAAAGAAGAAAGAAAAUUUCUUUUAAGGAAAUUAUGUGAAUAUGAACCACAAGUAGCUACAGAAGUUCAAAAUGUUGCUAAAACUGGAUUUUCUCAGUCGUCACAUCUUGAUAACAAAAAAGGAAAAAAGCGAGCAAACAACGAUUCUUCAGACAGAAAAUCAAAGUCAAGAAAAAAUUCACGAUCACGUAAAAAAAUUGUUCAACCAAUUCCUCUUGAUAAUUCAGGGCGUCCAAUAUUCCCUAUAGAAUUGGGAAAUUUGACCAUACACUGCUUAGGGGAAGUUGUAGCAGAUCGAUGUGAAUUUCAUUCUGAAGAUGUUAUAUAUCCUGUGGGUUUUAUAUCAACUAGAAUGUAUGGUAGUUUAGAUGACCCUACAGUUAAAUGCAUAUAUAGUUGCAAAAUUUCUGAAGUCAAUGGUUUGCCAAAAUUCGAAAUUGAAAUGGAUGAUAAUUCUAAUCCCAUCAUUGGUGAUACACCUGAUGUGUGCCAUUCAUUGCUUCUUCAGAAAAUUAAUGAUGCUUUAUCUUUAAACGUUGUAAGCACAAGGCCCCGAGGGAACGAUUUCUUUGGUCUCUCACAUCCCACUGUUUUAAAUCUUUUACAAAGUUUCCCGGGUAGUCGCAAAUGCGUGAAUUAUAAAUGGAAUAAGUUUGAAGUAUCAAGAAGUGGUGAUGUGCACACUGAAGACAACGAUGCUGCUCUUAGUUAUGAAUAUUUACAAAGAAGUAUUAAUUUUUGCAAAUAUAAGAUGGCUCCUGAUAUUUUGCAGAAGCCAUCAAAUGACUAUUUAGACAGUAAGGACAAUUUACACGAUUACUUGUUAAAUAAUUAGUCUUUAUGUAUAUUUUUCCUUAAAUAUAAA
Zophobas morio is the source of this 1142-nucleotide messenger RNA. Its product is annotated as transforming growth factor beta regulator 1. The coding region runs from base 96 to 1112 and encodes 338 amino acids. Gene Ontology annotation, cellular component: nucleus. The transcript has 4 exons. Lineage: Eukaryota; Metazoa; Arthropoda; Insecta; Coleoptera; Tenebrionidae. The record is from RefSeq and is a predicted model, not a curated record. Gene Ontology annotation, biological process: regulation of cell cycle.